AUGUAUGGCUGUGAAUGUGAGUACAAAGACGAUGGCGAUAACGACCACAACAACGACCACAGCGACAAGAAACACGGCAGCAACUACCACGGCGACAACGACCACGGCGACAACGACCAUAGCAACAAGAAACACGGCAGCAACGACCACGGCGACAACGACCACGGCGACAACGACCAUAGCAACAAGAAACACGGCAGCAACGACCACGGCGACAACGACCACGGCGACAACGACCAUAGCAACAAGAAACACGGCAUCAACGACCACGGCCACAACGACCACAGCGACAACGACCACAGCGACAAAGACCACG
Molecule: messenger RNA, 316 nt
Organism: Octopus sinensis (East Asian common octopus)
Lineage: Eukaryota; Metazoa; Mollusca; Cephalopoda; Octopoda; Octopodidae
Exons: 1
Source: RefSeq, a predicted model, not a curated record